UUAUAUACUGUAGUGAUUUCCAUCACAUCAAUACUAUUUUUCAAAUGAAAUGCAAUACCAGAGAACUUGCUCUUUUGAGCGAUCAACCGUGUGUUAUCGAAGGAAGAUUAAAUUACAAAAAAGUUUACAAUGGAAGCUACAGAAAUCCUGCAGCAUUCAAAGAGAGAUGGUUUCGGCUGAUUAAAAAUUACUUGUUCUAUUUUAAAAUAAGUGAAAUGGGAAAAUUUGAUACUAAGAAUCCAGCAGGUGUAUUUGUCAUGGAAAAUUCUUCUAUACAAAUGGAGCACGGCCAAAGCAUAUCUUUCUCAUUCUCUAUAUCAUUCAUUGAUGAACCUGAAAAAAGGCAUAUAUUUGCUGCCCGGUGUGAAGACAAUGUUGUUCAGUGGGUUAUGAAGCUUCGGCAGUGUACAUACGAAUACCUGAGAAACCAACUGCAUACAUUACAGUCAAAAAUAUACUCCAUCACUGGCAAGGAUCCGCUAUUGAUGGUACCAAGAAAUGAUGGAGCAUGCUUGUGGGCUCCCUCAGUUCCAUUUUCGACUACUGCUGCCUGCUCUGUCAACACAAGUUCCUUUGUCUGCCAUCUUCACACCAAUGGUGCAUUCACUCUUGAACGAAGCAAGUCAGACGCCCAAGCAUACCAACACUUACGGGGUGAACAGAAAAGCAGCACGUCAUUCUAUGUUGAAAAAAACACAAGUGAUGAGGCAAAUGACGUUAAAAACUACUCCCUAGAGAAAAGCCAAACAGCUGCAUUAUUUAAUACUAGUCUUAAUACAGUGAAUAUGUCCAUAUUUGACAAUAGGCCUCAAUACUCUAGAGCAGCACCGAGCCCCCCCGUUCGGAAUAAGUUGUCGCCAAGAUUUAGGAGAGGAGAGGUGAGUGAAGAUCACAAGGUAUUUACAGAUCAAGGAAAAUUUCUUGGACAAGAGAGUAUUUUAGGUGCAGUCCCAAUUCCGCCUAGGAGGAAAGUUUCACCUAAACAAUGCAAUGUAGGCAAAGAGUCUAAUGGUCCAGAGAGUACCAAAGACGGGGAAGUGGAAAAUCAAACUGAAGAUCUUAUAAAGUUUUAGUUUUUAUAUUCAAUUUAUUUACCCACCAAGAUUUAUUUAUAAUAGAUGUGCUAGUCUUUAUAGAUAUAAUAAAAUACUAAAGGUCCAUGCAGUAGGUAUUUGUUAGUAACUUCAGAUUACCCAAAAUAUGACAAACAUUUUAUUAAG
Molecule: messenger RNA, 1220 nt
Organism: Aricia agestis (brown argus)
Lineage: Eukaryota; Metazoa; Arthropoda; Insecta; Lepidoptera; Lycaenidae
Exons: 7
Coding region: 45-1073 (342 amino acids)
Biological process (GO): retrograde transport, endosome to Golgi; receptor recycling; endosome organization
Cellular component (GO): early endosome; trans-Golgi network; recycling endosome
Source: RefSeq, a predicted model, not a curated record